Molecule: messenger RNA, 1675 nt
Organism: Mytilinidion resinicola
Lineage: Eukaryota; Fungi; Ascomycota; Dothideomycetes; Mytilinidiales; Mytilinidiaceae
Exons: 1
Coding region: 238-1395 (385 amino acids)
Source: RefSeq, a predicted model, not a curated record
GCACUCAGUGUCAUCGGAACACCCUCCCAGCAUCAUCCCUUCGAGAUGCAUGCAGCAUCACGCGCGAAAAGCCACCCUUGCAUGAAAUGUAGCGUGGCAGCUCCAGCGGGCCGGGACCUUCAAACGCCUUAAAUCUGCCGCUUGGAAAAGGACGGCCACGUUCUCUUUCUCGCGUACGAUCCUCCUCGAGUUAUACGGGUGCGUAUCCCGCGAGACUGUCGAGCCAGACUGUUGCCGAUGGCGAGCAUAGCUGCCAUUCCGGAUCUACUCCUACAUAUCAUCCUCCAGUCAGAUCUCGAUACGCUCCUGCACCUCCGCCUCACCUCUCGAUCCGUCAAAGACCUUAUAACCGCAUACGAGUCCACUGUUGUACGACGCGUUGCCCGGAACACCUUUCCGCAGAGCACACGCCUUCUCCUAGAAGCAUCGGUAAAAGGGAAAUAUGAUCUGAAGUGGCUGCUGGAUUGCAAGCUUCGGCAAUUGGCCGCGAUAGCUGUCGACAAGCAUCGAUGGGAACACAAGCUGCGAGUCGCGGAUGGUGCGGCAGCUGAGGAUCCAGUAGGAGAGGAGUUGCGAGAGCGCGUGUUCAAGGGAUUUCGAAUACUGCGCCUGUUUUCGAAUGUCGCCAAAGAUGCCGAGUCAGUGCCGUUGGACGAGCUCCCGCAGAUCGCCAUUGCAGCUCAGAACGACCACUCGAAACCCUUCCAUGUCGUACAACGAGCAGUGCCACACUUCAGACGGAAGAGCCUCAUAACUUCGACCGCAUAUUGCAUAUCGAAACGGUGGUCACAGGCUCAGGAGAGCACGCGCCUAGCUUUGCUGUCGUCGGAUAUAAUCCGGGAAUGGAGGAAAGAGUUAUGGAUACUGGAGAUGCGGGAGAACUUUCUAAGACAGAUGUGGCCGGAAUAUGCCUGCUACUUCCAGGACAUGUUCUUCUUUGUCAAGGCUUCGUUCAGUCAUCUUGACAAGCAGGAUAAGCACUUCGACUGGGGUUGUGAGAAAGGAUCUAAACGGCUCGACGACUCGUGGGUUUCUUGGUACAUUCUGCGGGAAGGCCCAAGACUCUUCUGGGAGCAAUGGUGGGCGAAUAGAGACAACCCAGAAGCAUCCCCGAUACUCGAGGAAAUCGAAGAUGCUUGGGAUGGUCGGCCACCUGUCCUAGCCAAGAUGGAGCGCGAGAGCUGUCGACGCUUGUUUGAAACCUUGGACGAGCUGGCACAAGAUGCAUAUCCAUAUAACCCAAUUGCUACAGUGUUUCGGCCUCGGCCGUGGACGUUCUUCACGGAGUAUGGGCUAGCAUUUGAGAGGAGACUUCGAGCUGUUGAGCGCCAUCCAGAGGAGAUUCUCGACCGCGUUGCCUUUCACGUCGAUAUGAAACCCUUUGUGCCACUUUAGCUCGUAAGUUGGAAGAGAGGCUGUAUUGCAUGGACAUAACGGAACUGCACCUGUUUGGUCACGUGGUCAAAUGCAAGAUGAAAAUUAUUCUGUCUAGUAUUAUACCAGAGUUUGUGGAACUUUGCAAGAUACCAACAAUCACAAACAUCAUUCAAAUAAUACACUAAAUGGCAAGAUAUUGGUGGGAAACAGAACGCUAAUCCUAUUUGAUCUAAAGCGUGCCAAGAUGGGGGCCAAAAGGAUGAUCCAUCAAUACCUCAAUGUCAGACACGAAACAUGC